This is a messenger RNA of Paramuricea clavata, 4245 nucleotides long. NCBI's taxonomy places the organism in Eukaryota, Metazoa, Cnidaria, Anthozoa, Malacalcyonacea, Plexauridae. The record is from the annotation of a GenBank genome assembly.
AUGCCUUGCAUAAACGAUUUUAUACCAGCAACAACAACCACGCCACAACCAACUACCGGUAAAAAUAUUGCCAUGGCCAAGCAUAUUCACGAUGAAGAGGAGCAGCAGCAGCAGCAACCUUUAAAAUCGGGAACAAAACGAAAGCACCUUGAAGUUCCACCACGGUAAUCCGGUCGGCCCACCACAAUUGAUACACUAAUAAUAAUCGACGGUGAUGACAACGACCAAGCAGCAUUUCAACUGCAGAAGCGUGAACUGAUUUUAUAUGGUUCGUCAGAAAGUGGGGGGGGGGGAAUCUAAAUCCAUUCUCACAAAAUGCAAGUCCAAUAUCACUGUGAACACCCAAAAACAGUACCUAACCUACGAACUGUUCGCAGGCAUGAGGCGUAAGGCACUUGAAACAAUCAAGGAACAACGCGACAUCUUGCAGAAAAUUAACGCUGCCGAAUUCGUACUCACAGGUUUGCUGAAAAAACAAUAAAAACAAUCGUAGUUAGAACACAAAAUGUAAAUACAUUAAAAUUUCUUAAUAAAACAUUUUUAAACUUUCAAAUGUGUACGGGUUUAUAACUGAACAUUUUUUGAAACCCGAGAAUCAUGGGAAAACAUACAAGAAUAAACAUACUCCGAAGAAUAACAUCUUGUAAACUCAAGAUAUGAGCUAUAACACAAGACAACAAUUUUGCGGUGAUAUUUCGACUCUAUUUCAAAGUCAUUGUCAAACCAGAAUAAGCUAUUUACAAACUUGCUAUCAUAUUAUAUACAAAGAAACAGGAAGAGAUGACGUAUUAGAAACAUUACACUAUUGACAUACAAUGAUACUAAAUUAAGAAAAGACCACGAGUUCUUUAGACGCUCUUAAUCCGUUAUUAAGCACGGGCUUUCUGUAUUUAAUAUACAGAGCUUCAAGGAAUAGGAGAAGGUUGGAAUUUGUGUGCUUAAGAGUGUGAAGAGUUUGAGUGUUAGUCUGGAUGAGAUUGUGAAAAGAGAGCGGUGUGUCUAGUUUGACUGUGUCACUGUUAUUUAUGUCAUUAAGGUUGUCAAACAUGUGGUUCAAAUUAAGGAUGAAAUUAGCAUGUUCACAUUCCGACAGAUGUUUUGAAAUCGAACUUUUUUGUGGAUCUGAGUGUUCCGAUAAUCAAGUAGCCAAAUUUCUUUCUGUUUUGCCUAUGUAGGAACUGUUGCAACCAGGACAAGUAAAUUCAUAAACAAUAUUGCUACACGAAGAAUUAGGAAUUUUGUCUUUUUUAGGCAAGAAAUAUGAUAUCUUCUUAGUGUCAUAAAUUACGACAAAUUUGACCGGCUGUAUGAGAUUCCGCUGUAUUUUCUUAAGAAGCUUUUUAACCAAAAAUUCUCCCUGCUUCCCCAAGAAAGGUAUUCUUAUCCAAAUUUUAAGUCUGGUAUCAUCAGAAAAAUCAUUUUGAGAUGGUAGUCAUUGGUGUUGUGUUUGCUACAAUCCGCGCUAGAGUUGACUUCAUGCUUGGCCUUUAGUUUGCGAAUAAUUGAAAACCGCACAUUGGCAGGAAAGCCAUUCCAAGACUUAAAUUUGGAAAUCAUAGAGAUUUGUUUGUUGAUAAAAGUCAAGUUACUACAUAUAUGAUGAUGAUGGCGGAAAGACGCUUCUCUAGAUUGUCUACCAUUUUAGUCGUAUUUUUAUCUCUAUUUUUGCUCGUGGAGUCUUUUAAACCUUGUCGAAGGUUAGUUAAAGGUGCCUCCUGUCUAAUGUGUGCACUUAAACUGGAUAUCAAGCAGUUUCCAACAAGAAAUACGCCUGGUCUACCGAGACAUUCUCCUUCCACUACUAAAGCCAGCCUGCCACCAUCUUGUAAAUUGAAAGUUAGUUUACAUUUGCUGAAAUUAUCUAUGGUUGCUUCCUCGUUAGUUCUUUUAUCUGGCGAUGUGAAUUUAAAUCCUGGUCCUUAUGUAGAUGAUCUGCCAAAAGCUCGUGGCUUCAAAGUGGCUCACCUGAAUGUACGAAGCUUGGUAAACAAACUGGACGACAUUAGUCAUCUCGUAAGAAGUAAAUCGUUCGAUAUUUUUUCAGUUUCUGAGACUUGGCUCAAUCCCACUAUAUUGGAUACUGAAAUUGACAUUCCUGGCUAUACGUUAGUAAGACAUGACCGCAAUGGCAAACGAGGUGGUGGAACAGCGAUUUUUGUUCGAGAUGGCAUUCCCUAUAGACACCUAACGGACUUGUUUGACGGGGUAAACGAAGCUUGCUGGAUUGAAAUAAACCGUGCUAAAUGUAAAAAGUUAAUCGUUUGUUGUGUGUAUAGACCGCCAGAUUAUUGCUGUGACUCUUUGAUUGACUAUUUUAACACAUCUCUUUCAAAAUUGCCUGCUGAAACUGAAGUUGUAAUUCUGGGAGAUUUUAAUGCCGAUUUCUCAGCCGAGAAGAAUACUGCCGCGUAUAAAGCGAAGCAGAAGUUACAAAGAUUUGCAAACCUGAAUGAUUUUGAACAAUUGAUCAAAACUCCCACUAGAAUUUGUAACCAGACGAGAACUCUGAUUGAUUUAGUUUUUGUCAAUAAUAGUCAUCGUGUUGUUGAAAGCGGAGUCAUUCACUCGGCAAUUAGCGACCACUCUAUUGUUUAUUGCACUAUAAAAUCUGGUGUUCCCAAAGCUCCUCCAAAAACAAUUGAAUAUCGCUCUUACCGCACAUUUGACAAGAACUCUUUUAUUCAAGAUCUUAAGUCAAUUGACUGGGAUAUAAUAGACGAAAUUCAAGAUCUAGAUGCUGCUGUCGAAACAUCGAAUACACUCUUUUCUGAUGUUGCUGAUAAACAUGCACCUAUUAAAAGGAGCCGCAUCAAAGGAACCAAAACACCCUGGUUGACGGCUAAACUUAAAGACGCGAUGCGAGAUCGUGAUUACCAUCAUAGAAAGGCUAUUAAAAGUAACUCUGAAUUUCACUGGAACAUGUACAAAAAAUUAAAAUGCCUUGUUACCAAACAAGUUAAGAAGAGUAAAGCCGAUUAUUAUCUCGAAUUAAUUAACAGAAACAAAAGCAAUUCUAGUGGACUAUGGAAAAUACUCAAUGAAAUUACAUGACGUAAAUCCACAUCGCCAGUCACUUGUAUUGAAGCGGACGGCGUAACCUACACGGACUCACAAUCCAUUGCUGAAGUCCUGAAUGAUUAUUUUUCUUCUAUUGGAUCGAAACUCGCUGCUAAGAUAACUCCUGGUCUAAAUUACAUCUGGAAAAACCCUUCUUUGACUGUUGAUGCUAAUCCUGUUAGUGGUUUCAACUUCCAACCUGUAGAAGAAGCGUUUGUCCGUACAGAAUUAAAUCGGCUAAAGACCAACAAAGCCAUAGGACUUGACAAGAUUAGCGCGCGUCUUCUAAAGGACUCUGCCUCAUUAAUAGCACCAGUUUUAACAAAGUUGUUCAAUAGGUCAUUGGAGUCGUCGAAAUUCCCGUCGAUCUGGAAAUUUGGUAAAGUCACUGCUCUAUUUAAAUCUGGAGACAGAUGCGAUUCUGGAAAUUAUAGACCGAUCACUAUUCUACCCACGGUCAGCAAAGUCUUAGAGAAGGUUGUACAUCACCAAGUUUACAAAUACCUUGUGGAUGAAAAGAUUCUAUCGCCAGUGCAAUUUGGUUUCAGACCAAAUCUAUCAACCGAAGUCGCUUUGAUACAUUUUACUGACUCGAUUCUUGAUAAUAUGGACAAAGGCGCUGUCACUGGAGCAGUCUUUUUGGACCUAUCAAAGGCCUUCGACACGGUGAACCAUUCUAUACUAUUUUCAAAAUUAUCGAAGGCUGGAUUUACUGAUGCCACUAUAACAUGGUUCAAAUCAUACCUAUAUCAGAGAAUACAGGUAACAAGAGUGGAUAAUGCUACCUCUUCUGCAAAGUAUGUCUCAGUUGGAGUUCCACAAGGGAGUGUCCUUGGACCACUCCUAUUUAUCCUUUACGUGAACGACUUGCCGUCUUGUAUUAAGAAGUGUAAAGUGACUAUGUAUGCAGAUGACACGGUUCUUUAUUUCUCUUCCUCUACGUUGUCGGAACUUGAGGAAAAUUUGAAUGCUGACCUUGAAAUCCUUCGCAGAUAUUUAAAUGACAAUCCUUUAACUUUGAACGCUGAGAAAAGCAAAUUUGUAAUCUUCGGCAGCACGCGUAAACUCAAUUCAUUCCGUGAGUUUUCAUUAGAGAUCAACGCACAUAACUUGGAACGUAGAGACACCUUCAAAUACCUUGGCAUUAAACUUAAUCAAAUUAGAUAUGUCUUGGUCGGACCAGAUUGA